GCUAGCAGCUAGCUAGUACUAGUAGCUGCGUGACCACUGCCAGCAUCUGCUCGACUCGAUGAACUGUGCAAACUGCAAUGGACUUGCUUGCUUCAAUCUUUGCUGAUGUGCUUCGCGUCUGACGCCGCACAUUGCCCCCGCCCAGCAGUUGCCGAGCCGCGGCAUGGCGGCUGCCCGCUGGACCCCCCCGUCAGCGUGCUGCACGUUGGAGGCCCCGCAAUGAGCUUCCACAGGAGGCAGGAAGCGCCAAUGCUGGCACAGCCCUCCGCAGCUCCCCUCCAAAACAGGUUUGAGGACAUUCAAACACCCCUCCUUCCCCCUCUGCAAUCGCCCCUGCCCCGCCUCUGGGGCUUGGGCCUUUUUGGGCUGCUGCUGGCCCUGCUGCUGCCCCUGCUCCUGCUGGACCCCCUGCCCCGGCCCCUCGCGGGGCUGCCCGCCUGGCAGCUGCGCGCCGCGGCUGCGCUGCUGCUGCUUGGAGCUACGGGCUGCCUGGAGCGCCACCUGAUCUCCCUCCAGAAGCAUGUCCGCCGCCAGGGCCACCUGGGGGCCUACCGCCGCCUCAAGCCGCUCAGCCGCCUGCCACUGCUCUUGGCUACAGCAGGGCUGGCGGGCCUGCUAGCAGUGGUGGUGGGGUCUGCGGGGCACCGUCGGGGUUCCGAGUGGCGGGGGCCAGCCGUGAGGUCCAUUGUGGGUGCAGAGGUGCUGCUUAUUGCCGCCGCUGUGGCUCGCUACACUGCGCUCCUCCUGCAGUUGCCGCAGGGUGUUCCCGCCCCAGACACGGCCUCCUGCCUGCACUCCCCUCUGCAGUCGCCGCUGGCCCCAUCCGUCGCCCCGCACGUGCCCGCCGCUGGCGCUGCCUCUGCCUCGCAGAGUGUGCUCGACCAUCAGGCGGAGCUCCUUCGCUUCCACCAGGAGCGCAUACAUCACCUGGCGGCAGAGGUGGUGCGGCUGCAGGAGGGUCUGGCGACCGCCGGCACGCGGCCUCCGCUGGCGGGGGGGCCCACUACGCAGGCGGACCUGGAGUACGGGCUGGCCACCCGCGAGCAGGAGCUGCGCACCGUGGCAGCAGAGCGGGACGUGCUGGCCCGCGAGGUGCGCGGCGUGCGGGCGGUCCUUGCGGAGGCGCAGGCCGAGCUAGCGCGCCUGCGCUCCGCGUCAAAGCAGCAUGUCGAGGAGAACGCGCGGCUGCGGGCCAUGCGGGACGAGUGGAGUGCACGCAGUGCCAAGCUGGAGCAGACCCUGUUGCAGGUGCAAAGAGGCACGGGCAGCACAUGAGAGGAGGGGACCGACACCGGCGGUGCAGCCGAGUCAGCACGUCGCAAGCAAGUGCCUGGCUGAAUCUUGAAGCACCUCACAGCGAAAUUGCGCUUUCUUGAAGAUGACCUCAUGUGCACGUAAUCAGCAACCGUCCUAGUCCUGUAUGCGCUGCCAACUCAAGGUCCGAGUUGAAUUCGGAGCCUAUUUGGCUAACUGUGCUGAGGUUGGCUAGCUUGGCAUUCUCAUUGUGCGGCGCCAACUCAAAUGGAGUAUGAUGGAGCCUUACCUUUUGGGAUGAUGCCAGCAUGCCGUAUUGGUUGGCAACCGAGAGGUCUGUGCCGAGAAGAGGCACAUAGGUGAAAGUGUCGUUUGGAUGUAUAAUUGUGACAAUGAAGACGCAGUGGUUGCGAGCAAAACAUAUCCGUAUCAGAAUUUACCCAGCC
Klebsormidium nitens is the source of this 1700-nucleotide messenger RNA. Lineage: Eukaryota; Viridiplantae; Streptophyta; Klebsormidiophyceae; Klebsormidiales; Klebsormidiaceae. The record is from the annotation of a GenBank genome assembly.